ACAUAUCCAGUAUACACACGCCACGCUGCCCCCUGCAGGACGUACCGAGGUGCAUCAGGUGUCUCUGUUUGUGUCUGCAGGGUCGGAGGUUAAAGGAGCAGCAGGACAUGGCCGCCGCCGUCAUACAGAGAUGCUACAGGAAGUACAAACAGUACGCUCUCUACAAGAAGAUGACCCAGGCGGCCAUCUUGAUCCAGUCCAAGUUCAGGUCGUACUACGAGCAGAAGCGGUUCCAGCAGAGCCGGCGGGCGGCAGUCCUCAUCCAGCAGUACUACCGCAGCUACAAGGAAUACGAGAGACUGAAACAGGCUCCGAGAGGCGCCGCCAGCCACAACCCAAAGAUCAAGGGGUCGUUCUUGACGAAGAAACAGGACCAGGCAGCGAGGAAGAUCAUGAGGUUCCUGAGACGCUGCAGACACAGGAUUAAGGAGCUGAAGCAGACGAGGGAGCUGGAGAGGAGAGGACUGACCACUUAAGCAUCUCUUCACUUCAUCCCUUCUUCCAUCUCCGUGUCACUCUGAUGUACUGAAGGACAGGAACUAAAGAAGAGACGCCUUACCCCACGCCUUCUCUCAGUCUGUCUGUCCGUCUGCAGCUCCAGACCUCCGUCCCAAACCGUCACGCCGUCCUUUAGCUCCGCCUGAUUGGCUGAAGACAGCUGGGUGUUUGUGCCCUGAGCAGAGCCUCGCAGGCAGCCGCACAGGAGAGAUCCCCCCCCCACUGCCUCAGAUCCAUAUUAAUCAGAUCUACUCUCCGUCUUUCAUUCUUUAUCUAUAAACUACAUUAUAAACACUGUCUUUGUCUGGCCUGUCUGACGGGAGUCGGUGAGGAGGCUGUGACCGCUCAGCAUGCCACUUAUGCAUGCUGGGAUACUCGGGUCAUGUGGUCUGUGCUGUGCUGUUGGAGGAGGCCUCACAUCCAUCCCAUAAUGCCGUGCUGUGAUGUUUUGGGAUGGAGUUCAACAUGUAACGAAGCUACUUGUGAAUCUGCUCAACACGUAUAGAAAGCUGUUCUAUAUCUCUAUCUCUAUAGAUCUAUAUCUAUAUCUAUCUCUGGAUGUCUAUUUAUUACAGCAUGACCUGCUCAUGUUAGGGAUGACUGAGAGUGUGUGUGUUAGUGUGUGUGUGUGUGUGUGUGUGCGUGCGCUGCACAGACUGGGAGGUUGAGUCUUAAGGAACCCUCUGACCUCUGACCUCUGACCUCUGUGUUUAUUUAAACUGAGACAGAAUCUGCCGUUCAAACACUUCCUGCUUUAUAUCCUAAAACUCUUCCUCUUCCUCUCCUCUUCCUCUUCCUCUUCCUCUUCCUCUUCCUCUUCCUCUACCUCCUCCUCCUGUGAUGACAUCACAGGUCAGAGGUCAUCCCGGGGUUCUCUUAUAUUUCCUGUCUGGUUUUCUACAGCGUGACUGAAUGAUGAUGCUGUGUUGUCAUGGCAACCACCGCGCCCACGACCCAGCAUGAGCUUCCUGUUUACCC
Molecule: messenger RNA, 1476 nt
Organism: Sebastes umbrosus (honeycomb rockfish)
Lineage: Eukaryota; Metazoa; Chordata; Actinopteri; Perciformes; Sebastidae
Product: calmodulin-binding transcription activator 2-like
Exons: 4
Coding region: 108-476 (122 amino acids)
Biological process (GO): regulation of transcription by RNA polymerase II
Cellular component (GO): nucleus
Molecular function (GO): transcription coregulator activity; protein binding; double-stranded DNA binding
Source: RefSeq, a predicted model, not a curated record